CCCAACGGUCAAAAUGAGCAGUGUGAAUAUAGAAGCGGCGAAGAUCGAGGAAGUCAAGACUCGGGUACCGACGGUCAGAGUAUUAAAGAUAUUGACAAUAAUCUCAGCCUUGCUGUUGGUUUUAAUAACCGCAGCGCUGGUUGCUGUGGUGUUGGUCUUUUACCUUCCUCACAAGUGUGUGGACAAUGAAGCUUGCAAGACAUCUGAUUAUGUUGCCUGUGGUUGUGGACAACGUAAAGUUCGACCCUUCCACCACAGGAUUGUAGGUGGAGUGAGCACUCGUGAUGGAGAAUGGCCAUUUAUAGCAAGUUUACAAUACAAUGGACAUCAUGAAUGCGGAGCAACGCUAAUCUCCUGUAGAUGGAUUUUAUCAGCUGCACAUUGCUUUAAGAACACCACGGAUACAGACAACUGGACUGCAGCGUUUGGAGUCCAUUUCUUGGAUCAGUCAACAAACAGUGUCCAGAAGCGAACAAUUGCAAAGAAAAUUAUUCAUCCUCUGGCAACAUCUUCCUAUGAUUACGAUGUUGUCCUUUUAGAGUUGUCCCAGCCAGUUGAAUACACUGACUUUGUCCAGCCGGCUUGUCUACCUGCAGUCAAUGCAUCUAUUUCUGGCAGAAGAUGUACAAUCAUCGGAUGGGGAAAAACAAAGGAAUAUGGAUCCACAAAUAAUGAACUUUUGGGGACUGAAGUGGAUGUUUAUGACAACAGCCAGUGCCAGCGGUACCUGCCAAACAUAACUGAGCAGAUCAUUUGUGCAAGGGCACCUGAAGGUGGCAGAGAUGCAUGUCAGGGAGAUUCAGGAGGACCCUUGCUGUGCCAAAAUGAGGAUUUUGGGGUAUGGAUGGUGGCAGGAAUUGUUUCUGCUGGAUUUGGCUGUGGAACAAAUGAUUAUCCGGGUAUAUAUAUACGGUCAGCAGCAAGUAGGGAUUGGAUAAUGGAAAGAAUGAAUGCAUGA
This is a messenger RNA of Pristis pectinata (smalltooth sawfish), 958 nucleotides long. RefSeq names its product transmembrane protease serine 9-like. Gene Ontology annotation, molecular function: serine-type endopeptidase activity. Bases 14 to 958 code for a protein of 314 amino acids. NCBI's taxonomy places the organism in Eukaryota, Metazoa, Chordata, Chondrichthyes, Rhinopristiformes, Pristidae. The record is from RefSeq and is a predicted model, not a curated record. Gene Ontology annotation, biological process: proteolysis. The transcript is spliced from 6 exons.